AUGAGCGGCGCAUUAAGAGUUGUCGAACAGACACCGCGCGAGGACGAAUUCACCAGCCUCGAGGCACACCAGCAAGAAACACCCGGCAGCUUCUACGACGCCAAAGCCGUUUUGCACCACCGCGUCCAAAAUGCUACUCUAAAGGUGUCGGAACGUGACUUGGCCACCAACGCUGCCCUGCAAGCACUGCGCACUUCUGCCGGUCCUGGCGCUGCCCCUCACGCGUCUCCUCACUCGCACACCAAUGGCGACGGCGAGGAACCCAGAGUCGAGGUCACCAUCACACGCAUUUCCAUCUGGGUGACAUCAGACGACAUUUCGCAAACCGCCGAUGACGACCUCGAGACUGUUGAGCUUCUGUUGACACCUGAGCCUCGGGGAGACAGCCGCCCGAUUGAUGCAGCCGAGAAACUCUUCACUGCCGUGUCUGACUGCGCCGACCUACACCCUGAUCCCGAUGAGGAUGACCAAGAGCAAGAGCAGGAACCCGAGCCGGGAACCGGUGGCUGGAUUACUUCUGAGAACUUGCAAGACUUCAUGGACGAAAAUGGCGAGUUCCGUAUGCCUGAAGGUGGAAUUCUUGGUGCUGGUGCUGGUUCGGUCAGAACUGCCGAUCAAUUCGAGGAUGCCGAUGAUGGUGACGACGUCAACGGCGAAGAUGCUUCCGAUGAAACCAAAUGGCGCAGAACGAGCUGA
Aureobasidium uvarum is the source of this 696-nucleotide messenger RNA. The record is from the annotation of a GenBank genome assembly. Lineage: Eukaryota; Fungi; Ascomycota; Dothideomycetes; Dothideales; Saccotheciaceae.